CUCACUGGGCUCGUGCAUGCAGGGUCCUGGAGCUGAGCAUCUCCUUCCCCAUGGAGUCGGAGCUCACCGUUUCCAUAUUCGACCACGACUUGGUUGGCUCGGACGACCUGAUUGGGGAGACGAAGAUCGACCUGGAGAACCGGUUCUACAGCAAGCACCGGGCGAACUGUGGGGUGGCCUCCCAGUACGACACCGACGGCUACAACGUGUGGCGAGACGCGUUCAAGCCCACCCAGAUCUUGGAGAGUUUGUGCAAGAAGAGCUCGCUCCCCUCCGUAGAGUACAGGCGGGAGGAGGUCAAAGUCAACAGCAAGAUCUUCAAGGUGCCGCCUGAAGCUUUCCCGGCAGAGGCCUUUGUGAAGGACAAGCGCGAGGCGGAGGACGAGGCGUGGGCCACGUACGACGAGCACAAGGCGCUGUAUGUCCUGCAGCACUGGGAGGAGAUGCCAGAGUUCGGCUACAAGCUGGUCCCGGAGCACGUGGAGAUUCGGUCGCUUUACAACCCGGACAACCCGGGGCUGGUGCAGGGCUCCCUCCACAUGUGGAUCGACAUGUUUCCAAAUGACGUCCCAGCACCUCCCCCUGUCAAUAUCAAGCCACGGCUGCCAAUCAGGUACGGGCCUGGGCCACGGGGCCAGAUGGGUCUGUGCGGAGCUGGGCUCCAGCGCCAAGUGCACGUGCUGGGACGCCUGCUCUGGGCCUCUCCAGGGCAGCCCCUGCCAAUCAGCUUCCUCCACAGCUGGAUCAAAGGUCUGGACCACGACAAACAGGAGACCGACGUCCACUUCAACUCCCUGACGGGAGAGGGCAACUUCAACUGGCGCUUCGUGUUCCGCUUCGACUACCUGCCGACCGAGAAGGAGGUCUCCUACAAGAGGAAGGACUCCAUCUUCUCCCUGGAGGAGUCCGAGUUCAGGGAGCCAGCUGUCCUGGUCCUCCAGGUCUGGGACUACGACCGGAUUUCCGCCAAUGACUUCCUAGGCUCCAUUGAACUGAAGCUGAACGACAUGGUGCGGGCAGCCAAGAGCUCGGAGCAGUGCACCAUCAAGAUGGCCAAGGAGAAGGCCACCCCCCGCUUCUCCAUCUUCCGGAACAAGCGGAUGAAGGGCUGGUGGCCCUUCGUCAAACUCAAGGACCAGGAGGACGAGGAGCGGGAGGAGCGGGAGGCCAAGGAGAAGAAGAAGAAGAAGAAGAAGAGGAGGUCGGUGAAGCCAGAAGACGUCGAGUUUACAGACCCCAGCGGGAACAAGUUCAUCCUGACGGGCAAAGUGGAAGCUGAAUUCCAGCUCCUGACUGUGGAGGAGGCUGAGAAGAGCCCCGUUGGCCUGGGCCGAAAAGAGCCUGAACCCUUGGAGAAGCCCAACCGGCCAAAAACCUCCUUCAACUGGUUUGUGAACCCCAUGAAAACCUUCAUCUUCUUUAUCUGGAAGCGGUACAAGAAGUACAUCAUUGCGCUGCUGAUUCUUGCUGUCAUCACCAUCUUCCUGGUCCUCCUGCUCUACACCAUGCCGGGCUACAUCAGCCAGAAGAUCAUCAAUGGCUAAGCGGGGCCAGAGACUGGCCCUCCCGUGCUGCGGAAAUGGACGCUUUGUGCCAAAGACUCUGGACAGUUUGCCGGCGGUGGGGCUCUGUAAACGCUGGCCAGGGAGGAGGGGUAGCAGGAAUCUGCCCUGCUUGGGUAGCCUGGCUCCUGCUUGGACCUUGGGCUGCGGGGGGGUGCUGAGGAGCCCAGGGAUAAGUGGUUGGGCCAGUCGCUUGUCCCCCAGCUGAAGGAAUCUGUUUCCGCUGGGGCUGGCUGUGGGACACUUGCAGCCCCCGUCAGUGCGGUGUCCCCUCUGCAACAGUGAACCCCCAGCAUCUGCCCCGGUCCUUGGAGCGUUUGCCAGGGCUCCCGGCUGGCUCUCCCGGGCUGGUCCGUUCCAUGCUUAGCUCCGCCUGGCUCAGGGCUGGGAAAAGCCCCCCCCACCCCCGCUGUCUGGCUUCCCUCCCCCAGGUGGAGGCAGGAAUUUGCCCGCUGAACUGGGAUGGCCUGGCGGCAGGGGGCUGCCUGGCAGAGCCCACCUGCCCACCCUGCAGGGCCACUUGGGCAGCCGCACGCGGGCGCAUCUCGUGUAGAUGCACCCAGAGGGUGUGAGGGCUGCUGCUUGUCUGGCUCUGUCCCAUCCCCAGGCCAGCUGAGCUAAGCAGCUGAAUUCUGGGGAGCCGCCACUGCCCAGCUUUGCACCCGCGCUGUAACGGGAGGGGCUGUUUGCACGAACGGUGCAGGGGGCUGCGGGGAAUUAAAGAUCCAGACGUC
Pelodiscus sinensis (Chinese soft-shelled turtle) is the source of this 2296-nucleotide messenger RNA. The record is from RefSeq and is a predicted model, not a curated record. Lineage: Eukaryota; Metazoa; Chordata; Testudines; Trionychidae.